AUGGUCCCGCAGCAUACUAAUCCGCCCGUACUAGUUCAUGCUCUGAAGGUUGGUUUAUCGAAAUUGUUAGAUUCACUUUCAUUCUUCCACACAGCGAAAGUCAGUGUACGACUCCAACCCAUCUGUCGUUCCCUCUCUCUCUCUCUCUCUCUCUCUCUCUCUCUCAAAUCGCAGUUAGAGAGAGAGAACGAUUUCAUCGGCCGGAGACGACGGAGAGAAUCUGCGACGGAAGCAAAACCGGAUCCAUUGUGGAGGAUAGGGAUGAAGAGAUUUGCAGUGCUUCUUUGCGCAGAAGAUUCCGAGUACGUGAAAAUCAAGUACGGAGGAUAUUUUGGAGUGUUCGUCAGAAUGUUGGGCGAAGAAGGCGAGGCUUGGGACCUUUUCCGCGUGGCCUCCGGCGAGUUUCCGACCGACGAUCAGAUCUCCGCCUACGACGGCUUUGUGAUCACCGGCAGCUGCAACGACGCCCAUGGCGACGAUCCUUGGAUCCGCCGAUUAAUCGUUUUGUUGCAGAGAUUGUCGUGCUUGAACAAACGAAUCCUCGGCAUUUGCUUCGGCCAUCAGAUACUGGGACGUGCUUUGGGGGGAAAAACGGGCAGGGGGAGAUCUGGAUGGGACAUUGGGAUCACAACCGUACACGUGUCGUCAUCUAACAAGCUCUUCUCAUCCCUCAAAAUACCCACGGCACUCUCUGUGAUCGAAUGUCAUCGCGAUGAGAUCUACGAACUUCCAACCAAGGCUGAAGUGAUUGGGCGGUCAGAUAAGUAUGGCAUAGAAAUGUUCAAAUAUGGAGAUCAUAUCCUAGGCAUUCAAGGUCAUCCCGAGUACACCAAAGACAUUCUCUUACAUCUAAUUGACCGCCUUGUCUUACGAAAACUCAUCACGGAUGAGUUUGGUGAGGAGAUGAGGAGCAAUUUGGAAGAAGGUGAGGCAGAUAGGGAAGCAUGGAAGAGGCUUUGCAUCAACUUUCUCAAGGGUGGGUUAUGAUUUUAGAGAAACAAAAAUGGAAGUUGUUAGAUUUAAUGUACUAACAAUUCCUCCUUUAUUCAACACUUAUAUGAGUAAUAAUUCUCUAAUAUAAGGUUAAGAAGCCUUAACCUAUCGUUCGUAUCUUA
Messenger RNA from Cucurbita moschata (crookneck pumpkin), 1115 nucleotides. Its product is annotated as gamma-glutamyl peptidase 5-like. The record is from RefSeq and is a predicted model, not a curated record. The transcript is spliced from 5 exons. NCBI's taxonomy places the organism in Eukaryota, Viridiplantae, Streptophyta, Magnoliopsida, Cucurbitales, Cucurbitaceae. The coding region runs from base 1 to 987 and encodes 328 amino acids. Gene Ontology annotation, cellular component: cytosol.